GUGUACACCUUGUUAUUCGAUAAGUGUGGUAGUAGGUCAAAAUUAUAUCAAAUAAUUGAUGUACGUAAUAAGUGGUUUGAACCAAACAUACAACUGUCCUGAUUCACGACCUACAGGAGUGUGUUAAAGGAGGCUAACUUACCUGGUUACUGAAAGCAUAAGAGUUGUGUCGGUGAAUUCCUCGACACACUCCAAAUACUUUCUAAACGAAUCUGGCCACUCUGGAAAACGUUUCUAAACGCACUCAAGAGAAAGAUUUAUUCUUAGCAGCGCCCAUAUCAACGAACCAAGAAGUUAUCAAUCAAGUUACCUAAGCUAUGUAACCUGUUUAUAGUUUUAUUAGAAAUAAAUCAGGUUUUAUAUAUCCACGGACGACGAUAUUAUGAUAAUUUGAUAAGAAUAUGAUACCGGGGAAUGAUCGCAAUGGAAACAUUAAAAAAGAAGAGGAUUAUACCGGUAUAAAAUAUUUGACCCAUGUUACUUGGCGGAUUAGAAAACUGAAAAAUUAUACUGGUACCACGAAAUUAAUUUCUAUACAUAUUAUAUUAGAUGGCCGACUUCAUAUUUAAUUGUAUGCUUAGAUAUGACGUCAGCCACCUUUUGUAAAUAGGUUAAUGUUUGCUAAAAUAAACCAUUCUUUGAAAAUAACUCUAGGAUCUAUCCAACUACACGACAUGCACAAUUUUCAUAUUUACAAUUAUUUAAUAUUUAAUUUAAUUAAUUAUUAAGGAGUUUAAUUUAGGCAAUAUAUUAUGCACAUACAUUCAUAGCGUGCGUCUGAUGUGUAAAACUCGAUUUAUAUUAUCUUGAUAAACAUGAAAAAGAAUACUUAGCUCCAAUGGAUUUAAUACACAGAAAUUUAUGGUGAGGCAAAUUUAAUAAGAAAGUCACUUCAUUAUUAAUUAAAUUAUAACAAUAAUUGUUUUUGUCCUAUAUGUAACUAAUAAACUACAUAGUUUUAUUACUAGAAUUAUGAUAACUGCAUUCAUAUUAUCAUUUAAUCUUUAUAAUUCCCAUUGCCAUAAUUCACAAACUAGUUUAAAUAAAUAAAAAUAUUAAAAAAAUUUGUUUAAAGUUGUAAAUUCUUAAUAAUUAUAAUAAAAUAAUAUAUUUAUCAAAAAAAAAGUAGUUUAUUGUUCCGUUAUUUUUAGUUAAGGUAUUAAUUUCACUAAACAGAAAUUAUGCAAUUUGGAUACAACAUAUAUAUAUGUAGACCUAAUUAAGCCAUCAGGUGAUCCAUUUAAGCGAGUACACUCAUUAUCUCAAAAGUAUUAUUAACUUUUUUGAUGAUUUAAGAACCCAAAAAUAUUUAAUAUAGGUUACACCAUUUGAAAAUCAAAAGUAUCUUCCCUUCAAAAUAAGGGAGACAAAAACAAUGGUAAUAUAGCACUUUAAAGAUGCUCGUUUCUUCAAAUUAUAAAAGAUUUUUUUUUUAAAAGUUAAUACUUUCUUUAGUAAAUUGAAUAUACCAACUUAAAUAGAUCUCCGGUAUAUACCUAUAAUGUAUAAUAGGUUGUAUCUUCAUACUUUAUUUGUAUAGCUGUAACAAUACUAUCAAAUUUCUUGAGUUACAUUUUACUAAUAAAAUGAAUAAACAUUUUAAUAUCAUUGUUUAACUGUAAUAUUUAAUUACUUAAAGUAGAAUAUAAACCUUUUACUGGAUUCAGGUAUUUUGCAAUAAGUAAAAUCAUUUAGAAAAUAACCUUUCACAAAUUACAAUAUAAAAUAAAACCCUUUUCAUUUGUCAAACAUUUAGCCGUAAUCAUAAAACAACAAUUAUACAAUUAUUAAUGUAAUUAUCUAGAAAAAAAAUAAGUAUGUUUCAAUUUUAUCUACUAAUAAAAUAAUAAUAUAUAAGGGAAUGUUCAGUACAUUUUCAUAUAAAUAUCAAAUAAAGUAGGUAGGUUUAAUAUUUUUUCAAUAUUUGUUGAUCAAUAAUUUAAUAUGAGUUACCAAUAAUCAUUGCACAUGCCAAAAUUUGUUUGUAAAAUAAAUAAAAAUAAGUAGGUACCUAUUAUUUAAAUAUUUGUUUACAUAAUAUUUGAAAUCACUGAAAUAAAAUUAUAGUUCAUAAAGAAUAAUAACAGGCAGAUAAACUAAAAAAAAAAAAAUGUUGUAUAUAGAACAAAAGGGAAUGGUUAUAGAUAUAAGAUUCAUUGUUUAAAGUGAUUUUUCAGAACCCAUGAAGUUCAAUGCAUUAGGAUGUACUUUUAAGUAUAUGAACAAUGUAAUGAGAGCAAAUAUUACAGUCAGAGUGGGCAACACAACAGAGACGACAUUUUUUUUGUUCUCCAAGAAUUCCUUCUUUCUUUCCUUCUUUUGCUUGUUGGUUUCCUUUGGCUUGUUACUACUGCGUGAGUUCCUCAUUUUGUGCUAAUCGUUGAAUCUUAACUAGAUGUAAAACAAAAAAAAACAAUUAUUUUAAUUUAAAAUAGGUAUGCAAAUUAGGUACACAAUACAAUUUUAGUUGAAAAAGAAAAUAAAUUACAUUGCAUACCUAACUAUAUUCUUAUGAAUAUUAAAACUAAAUAACUUACACACAAAUGUUAUUAGUUUAAGAAUAUUUCUCUUUGAAUGACCAAAAAAAGAAAGAGCAGACGGAUAAUUACUAUUAUUAUGUUUUAAUUUGCCACGAAAACAAAAUUGAACAAAACAAAAAUCGCAAUAACUCUACACCUUUUAAGUACAGUUGUAUUUGUUUACGUCAACGUUAACAGAAGUACAGUACCGUCACCAAUAAUCACUGUAUAUUCAAUUUUAUGCCCAGACUACCAUAGCUGGUGUUACCAAUCUUAGUUCGUUUUCUAUAUAAAUACCGACAAGCACAUUUUGGUAGUUGUUGACGGUUAACCACAGCUUAAACGGAUAAUACUGCUAUCGGCUUCAACCGUGCUGUAUACUCUAUGCUGUAGGCACUGAGAUAGAUAACAAUGCACCAAUAAUGUAUGAUAAAUUAAAUCUAUCAUGGUAUUUUAAACUACUCAGUUCAUGAUUGUGAAUGAUUCAAAUCAUAGUUAUAAUAAUCUCAGAUCUAAUCAUACUGUAUGAUUCAAAUAUUCAAUUGUUAUCUAUCUUAGAGAGUGUUUCAUAUAAUCACAUAUAUUAUGUAUCUUUAAUCAUGUCUGUAGGCAAUAUUUUCUUUCUUUUUGAUACUACUAUCAUAGAGUUCUUAAUUUCCAAUAAAUUUCUUUGACAUUUCUUCGUAGUUCAGAUUUCAAAAUCAAUUUUUGGUAUUAAAGAUUAUUUUAUUUUCUAACCAUUGAACUGGAUUAUUGUUCUUGUAAUGCUCUUUGUUAAAUAGAGAGGAUAGUAAACAAAUUAGGUGAGUUUAAAAUUUAAAUAGUUCUAUUACAUUUCUUGUUUAAAUAAUGCUGAUUUUAAGCAUAACCUUGUAGCAUUGAUUAUAGAAUAGAAGAUAUAUUCUAUAAUUAAUGUUUGUAGUUAAAUUACUAAGAUUUAUUAAGUAAAAUUUCCAGGAUGAUAUUCGAUUUAAAAAUAAGCUGACCUUAAUUGAAAUUAGAAACACGUAAUGUCUUUUUUCGUUCAUUUAAGCCAAGAAGAAUAUUUAGAAUUUGUUUGUGGUUGUGGAGCUGCUAUAAUCAACGUGGGCAUUACCUUUCCCAUCAACAAAAUCAUAUUUAGACAGGUACUAUUUGUCAUACGUUUUCAGUAAUCUAUCUAGGUGUAUCUAUUUUAUAUUAUGUAAAUUUAAAGUUGUCUUAUUCACGUUUUUACAGGUUUAUGUUAAUAUUAAUAUUUUAACCUAUGUUUAUAUUAUUAAAUUCCAUCCCAUUAUUUUAAAGGUUUUUAAAGAUAUAGCUCAUUUAGUACAUAGAUAUAUAGUUCAUAUACUUUGUAUGUGUUGAAUAGUUUAAAUAUGUUUGUUUGUAUUUAAUUUUUGUAACAAUACAAAUUUAUAUUAUUCAUUAUAUUUUAUUAAUAGGUAUACUAUUCUUUAGAAUAGUACAAGUUUAACCAUAUUUAAUUUAUCAUUCAAUUGAAUGUGAAAAACUAGUUUUUCAUUGCACUGCUUGGAAAACAAAAUUACACAUUUUUAAUAUUGGUUUUGGUUAAAAUAAAUGAAAUAGUUUGUUGAUGUUAGUUUCACCAAUAUGUUUAACUAUUUAACUAUUUAACCUUCAAUUUAAUUUUAUGAUUUUUAUUAAUUUUCAAGAUUAAUAUAAGAUAAAUAAAAUUCCUCAUGUUAAAGGUUGUAUUAAAAUAAACAAAUAUUUGUGUCUCAUGUCUACACAAUUUUUUCAUUUAGUAGUGUAACUGUUACCAACAGUCAUAAAUAUUUUAGGGUUGCCAAAAAUAUAAAAUAUUGGGUUGCCAUGUAUUAAAUAUAUAUUUAGGGAGUUGCUAAAAAUUUUAAUAUUAGUUUAUGGGAUCGCAACAUUAAAAAGGUGUAGUAAAAUAACAAUGUAAUACUUUGAAGAAUAAUUCUUCCUUUUUUUAUUUCAAUAUUUAAUUUAUUUUAUAAAACAUGAUUACUUUUAUAACUUAAUGGCUUUAAAAAACGCAUAAAAACAUCAAAAAAACUUUGAAAAAAGCACUUCAAGCAAAUAUUAUUAGACCUAAUGAUAGAAGGGUUUAAAUGUCUUCCCUCUAACAGCUUUAACUUAUUAAAUUCGAUUUUCUAACGUUAUACAAAUUAUUAACCUAAAUUUUUUUUUUUAUAAUACGUACAAUUUUAUUUAAACAAAAUACAUGUUUGAUAAUAAUUGAUGUCGUGUUAAAAAUUAUUUUUAAUAAUUGAGUUGUUAGAUAGAAGACAUUUAAACAUUCUACCAUUUAGUCUAAUAAUAUUUCUUGAAGUGUUUUUUUUAAGGUUUUUAUGUACUUUAUUUUUAAUUUUAAGUGCUAUAAGUCCUGAAACCUGAUAAUUAUCAUGUAUCUACAAAAAAAAAAAAAACAGUUAUUCAUAUUUAACCACAGUUAUUAAAACUUAAUUCUUUACCUAAUGUAUUUAAUUUUAAUUUUUUUUUUUCAAAUUUGCAUGUUAAACUAUUGUUUGUUUCACUGGUUAUUUAAUUUGUACACACUAGUUUUUUUUUUUUCUUAGGUAUUUGAACUGCACUAAUUAUUUUUUAAACAUCUAUUUUAUGUGUAGUUCAUUAUUUUUUAUAAAGUAAAACGUAGGUACAGAAUACAAUCCUACAAUCUAACAUUUGUUUAAUUUUGUGAUAAAUGUAUACAUUAUUGUAGAAUUUAAAGUUAAACUAUAAAUUUGCAUUUGGUAUAUUUAUAUGAUUUAAGUUUCAUAUUGUAAUGAUACUAUUAAAUACAUUAUAUUAUUUUAUAAUUUUUUUAUGGCUUUAAUAAUUUCCUAAUCUUUGAAAACAAUCAGAACAUGUGUAAACCAUAAAUGUGUACAUAAAUAAAUAUUUAAAAUUAAUUUUAUAAAUUUUAAUUUACUACAUUUACCUAUAACUUCAAUGAUUAUAAUAUAAUAUAAUUUUUAUAAUCAAUGAUUACAGUUACAGAGAAUAAAUUUGGUACUAUGAACUGUUAUUACAGUAAUUAAUAUAUUUUUAAUCCAUAGUUUAUACAAUUAUCUUUACAUUUAUGUGUUUUAAUUAAAUUUCUUCUAGAUGUUACAUGGAGUAGGUCUAAGGAAUGCAUCUUCUCAACUUGUGAAUGAAGGAUUUUCUACACUUUAUAGAGGGAUUGGCCCACCGUUAUUCCAAAAAACACUUUCAACGUCAUUAAUGUUUGGCACUUAUGACGCAAUCCAAAGACCACUUUUGGAGUCUAACUUGAACUCCAGAUUAGCCAAAAUUAUUGCAGCAUUAGUGGCUGGGACAGCAGAAGCUGCAUUAACACCAUUUGAACGGGUUCAAACACUCCUACAAGACAACAAUUACAAUAAACAUUUUAUCAAUAUGCGACACGCAAUAAAAGUAAUUGCUACUGAUUAUUCUGUUUCUGAAUUUUAUCGAGGUCUUACUCCAAUUUUAUUACGUAAUGGGCCCUCCAAUAUUUCUUUUUUCUUGCUACGUGAAACCGCCAACACAUGUAUUGUGAUACCCCCUACAGCAUGGACCGGUUAUAAAGUAUUCAAAGAAUUUUUAACUGGGGCAUUUAUUGGUUCUUUAAACAGUGCAUUAUUUUACCCAUGCAAUGUUCUCAAAGUACAUAUGCAAAGUAAUUUGGGUGGUCCAUUUAAAAGUAUUAAACAAGCGACUAUUGAAAUUUAUCGACUACGUGGCAACAGGGUGUCAUACUUUUAUCGAGGAGUGCAUAUGAAUUAUACGAGAUCAUUUAUUAGCUGGGGCGUAGUUAACGUGGCCUAUGAAAACUUAAAAUCUUUUAUAAAGUCAAAUUAAAUACCACUUGAAAUUAGACACAUAUGUUUGCAUUAUAAUUGUUUAUUUACUUUGUUUAUUCUGUGUAUAUUUUUGUUGUUAAAUAUUUUAUUAUACCUAUGUUUGCUUAAUAAAUAUUGUUAUUUGAGUAGCUAUUUGUGUUAUAAUAUAUAUUUAGUUUGUUAAAUAUUUUCAGAUA
Cinara cedri is the source of this 6507-nucleotide messenger RNA. The record is from the annotation of a GenBank genome assembly. NCBI's taxonomy places the organism in Eukaryota, Metazoa, Arthropoda, Insecta, Hemiptera, Aphididae.